CAAAAGUCUUGGCGGAAGUGACACAAUGGCGCUGCAUGCUGCAGAAUAAUGCACUUUUAACCAUUCGGAGUUUCACAAAAUCUCAUGUUUUACCAAAUGCAUUUUACUCUCUCACACUGGUCGCUUAAUUAUCUUUGUGAGUUAUUAAGCUUUUAAUACCGCAGUCAGACAGCCGGGGUUUUUUGUGCUUGGGUCCUGUUUGCAGCGGGAUUUCUGCUCGUUUGGGCUGAAGAUGGACUAAAAAACACAAGGCGAUAUCAUUUGAAAUAGAUUGAGUUUGAGUUAAAUUGGAAAGUGAACUCGUGAAAUCAAAUGUGAAAUUUUUAAGUGUUGAAGUGACAGAAGUCUCUUAAGUGCAGUGCGCGAGAUUAAACUCGUUUGAAGGGAUGGACCAAUAUGAAUCGUAAAAAGAGUCUAUUUAUUGAAGCUCUGGAUAAAUGUGAGGACAGGAGAGAUGGAGGCUUUAAGCAGACCUGGAGGUGUUCUCUCUCAGAUGAUAGUGAAGACGACAGCAGACAUGACGCCACCCUUGUGACCAUGGAGCGAGUGAGUGGCCAGCAGGAGCUUUCCCCCGAGGGAAUGAAGACUCCAUCCAUGAGGCGCUUCAGUGCUAAUGGCCCUAUGGAGACUCAUGAACGACGUCUAAAUCAAUUAAGGCCACUCAACAGAACCAGCAAGCUUAGUGAAGCAGCUCAUUCAGUGAGUGUGUCUCCGCUCCCCAGUCGAACCAGCUAUCUGAUAAUGAGUCCAGCGCCGUCCCAAGGAGUUAUGGUUCAGGGCCGGCUCUUCCAGCACACACAGUUCUCUGCUCCAAUCAGAAAGCUGGAGCAAAGAUCCGAUAUGAUCCAAAGAGUUGAGCUGGACAGCAUUCUUCUCACCUGUCCCAAGAUUUCAGAUUCAGAAGACCGUGUUAGGAGGAGUGUCCAUCAGAAACGGCGGCCGAUGAACGAUAGUCCUGUUCCUGUGGGCAAACCAGUUGAGCAGCCCCUUCAGCCUGAUGAUUACCUCACAGUUUGUGGUAAAUGUGACCGACCAAGUGAGAACCAUGUAAAAUGUGACCACUGUGGAUAUAUCCUACCUGCUGAGAUUCUGCCCCUUCCUGCUGUUACAUCAGCGCUGCUCCCUCGGCCCUCCGUUCGCUCGCAGCCACCCCCUGCGCCGCCCACCCUUCAGAUAAGAACCUCUGGGGGCUGCUCUCAACAGAUAGAUGUUGUAACGAGUCCAUCGGUGCGGAUCAUGCAUGGAGGUAUGCUGCUUCCUUACAACGGAAGACACAUUGUCACUUCUGGAGGCUCAGUGUGUAAUGGAUUCAAGCAAGCUGGCGGCAAGAAACAUCAGAUCACCAAACCAUGUGAAUUAAAUGACCCCAUUGUGCUGUCCAGUGACGAGGAUGAAGAAAGUGAUGAUGUCAGCAGCAGCGGGACCGGUAACCGCUUGGACAGUGUGUCGCCGCGGCCCGCGGACUCCGCCCACUCGUCUCCUGCUCCCUCCGGGGGUCGGGUGGAAGCGGCUGUUAAAGCAGCUGGUGAACAUGAGGACCCUAGUAGUGACUUUUUCACACAGACAAGCCAGAGAAUCCUGUUGCCCAGAAGGAAAAGCAUGAGAGAUCCAUUUGGAAACACUGUGUGUGAAGAUCCAUCUCCUAAGAAGAGGAAAAUGGGUCAGAUGAUAAAGCUGAGCAGUAUUAUUCUGGAGUGCAGGAGCGUAAGGAUCGGCACUCUGCGCAGGAUGGUCACCAAACCUGUAGUGUUUACAGUGGAAAACAUACAGCUGGAGACAGAAGGUCCUGAUGUGAAUGUGUUGGAGAGCGUUUUCUUGCGGUCGUCGGAGCUGACCAGAUGUGAGUGGUGUACUGUCAGGAAGCUGCCAGUCCUGUUUCUGCAGACCACCGAUGAGGAGUGCCAGCGAUUACAGACUCAGCUGCAGAUGUGUCAGGACGAGGGAGGAGUAUGGUACGACUGCAGCGGUAACAAUGAUGAGAAGUAUAUUGUAUUGAUUUUUGAGAGCGGCCCCUCAUUGCAAGAGCAGGUGAUUCUGGAGGAAAUCCUUGCUGAAAUCGGCAGAAACAACAAUCUGUCAGAUUUCCCCAAGAAGAUCAAUUUUGAUGAGGCCAACGUUCGACUGGUUGAGUACAUUAAAGCCUCCAGUGAAAAGGUUAAAGAAGUUAUAGUCGAACCUUCAUCUUCAACCCUAUCAGCCCCGCCAUCCUUUUCGGUAGUGACGGUUACUGUGGCAACAGUAAAUACAGCCCCAGCAGCCUCCGUCACUUGUGCAGCGACGAGCGUGCGAACGCGGAUGUCUGCUCGGCUCCAGGAGAACUGUGAAGACGAUGACGAGAUGGCAGAGCUCCAGCCAACCUUCACUGGUCCUAUCAUAAAGUUGUUGGUUUACCCCCCGCCGCCUGCUAAAGGAGGGAUCUCUGUAACCAAUGAGGACCUCCACUGUCUGAACGACGGAGAGUUUCUCAACGACGUCAUCAUCGACUUCUAUUUAAAAUAUCUGUUUUUGGAGAAGUUGAAGAAGGAAGAUGCUAUCCGCAGUCACGUGUUUAGCUCGUUCUUCUAUAAGAGACUCAAUCAGAGAGAGCGGAGAAACGCGGUCGACACAUCCAACUUACCCAUACAGAAGAGGAAACACAACAGAGUGAAGACGUGGACACGUCACGUGGAUCUCUUCCAGAAAGACUUCAUCUUUGUGCCCAUCAAUGAGUCUGCACACUGGUAUCUGGCCAUAAUCUGUUUUCCGGGUCUGGAGAAGGCUCAUGUUGAGCCAAACCCGCUGUACCAGCCUCAAACUCAAGCCCAGAGCGCUGCUGUCUCCUCCAGCCCGCCCACCGAUGGAGGUUCAGAUGAGCUGGAUGAUGUCAGACAGCACACGGCCGUCCCACACAGAUCUGCGGCUGAUGUGAACAGACAGCAGCAGUACACAGAUGGUUUACACCGAAUAAUCGAGUGUUAUGGGACAGAUGACCCCCAUCACUCAGAUGACCAAAGCUCAUGUCAGGACGAGUGUAGUGAAGAUGACAGUUUGGUCGAUGAGUGUGCGAGCUUUGACAAAGCAGAGUUGACGUCCAAACCCACCAUCUGCAAACAGCCUUGUAUUCUGAUCAUGGACUCCCUGCGUGGACCAACCAGGUCGACUGUGGUGAAAACAUUACGAGAGUAUCUAGAGGUGGAGUGGGAGGUGAAGAAAGGCUCCAAGAGGAGUUUUGGGAAGUAUGUGAUGAAGGGCUCGAGUCCUCGUGUGCCCCAGCAGGAUAACUUCAGUGACUGUGGAGUUUAUGUGCUGCAGUAUGUGGAGAGCUUCUUUGAGAAACCUCUUCCAAGCUUUCAUCUCCCGAUGAAUUUAUUGGAUUGGUUUCCCCAACAACGGAUGAAAACCAAGCGGGACGAGAUCAAGGAGCUCAUUCUGAAGAUUCAGACUCAGCAGCAGCUCAAUCUGGAGAGCUCUGAGCAGACGCACAGCCCCUGUGAGGAUACCGUAGAGUCAGCUGAUCUCAUCCCUCCAAUCAGCUCCUGAGCUCCGCCCACGCUGCUACGCUUUCACCAUCACAUGACUUAGAAACACUAAAAGCCAAUCAGGGCCUUGUGUGAUUGUAUGCUGCUGGACAACUCUGCCGUUAUUUCUUAUGACCUUCUUAUAGUUUUGAAGAAUUGAAAUUUAAAAAGAAGAGUGUUUUGUUUUUAUUUGUAUUGAAUAAAUUGUACAUGUACAUAAGCUAGGCAUUUUUCGUUUACUUUGCUGCCUUUUGAGUUUCACAUCUCAUUCAUGGUCGAUUCAUCAUUUCAGUUUUGCACCAUCUGUAAAAUAAAAGUUUGUGUUCAUCUUGA
Messenger RNA from Cyprinus carpio (common carp), 3830 nucleotides. RefSeq names its product SUMO specific peptidase 6a (gene senp6a). NCBI's taxonomy places the organism in Eukaryota, Metazoa, Chordata, Actinopteri, Cypriniformes, Cyprinidae. The record is from RefSeq and is a predicted model, not a curated record. Gene Ontology annotation, molecular function: SUMO-specific endopeptidase activity. Gene Ontology annotation, biological process: regulation of kinetochore assembly; protein desumoylation; regulation of spindle assembly. Gene Ontology annotation, cellular component: cytoplasm; nucleus.